Molecule: messenger RNA, 561 nt
Organism: Puccinia triticina
Lineage: Eukaryota; Fungi; Basidiomycota; Pucciniomycetes; Pucciniales; Pucciniaceae
Exons: 3
Coding region: 1-561 (186 amino acids)
Source: RefSeq, a predicted model, not a curated record
AUGUUUAACUCGAUCGCAGCAGCAACUUCAGCAGUGAAAGUGGCAGCAGGCUUGUCAAUCGGCGAUACAGGCGGACAGGCAGAUGGAGAAGCAGGGGGACAGUCACAAGGGGUCACGGGAACGCAGGAGGAGUUGGAACCGCCGACAACACAAGAAGACAAACAAGCCAGCGGAGGCGCAGAAGACAAACCGGCACCAGCCCCUCCAAAGAAAACCAAAAAGGUUACCGUGAAAGCACCAGCGAGAAGGUCGACACGAGCGACGUCGAAACAACCAGGGGAGCAGGAAAAGGACAACGAACAAGGGGGUGGGGAGGAUCGGGAGGAAGGAAGGGGGACAGGGAUAGAGGAAUUCAGGGAACUACUGGGGGAGGAGGUUAGGGGUCAAGGUAACGGGAAAGGAACUGCUGGAAACCCUGUCGGCGCGGAGGAAGAGAUCCAGGUCAUAGGAGGAAUGAAGGGGAGGGUGGACCUGCAAGGUACUAUGCUAGAGGUGAUAGGGAGAGCGUUGGCGGCCAAAGCAGCAGGACAGCGACCCCACUCCCGCUAUCCUCAACCCUAG